AUGGAAAUUCAAAUAGAAAACUCACGGCUGCUUAAAUUUUACCAAAUAUUUUUCCUUCAGCUGAACAAACUUGUGUCUCUGAUUGACCCAAAAACAAUUUUAAGCCUUUUAUCUAACGUUUCCCCUGACAUUGUAUCCGAAAUUGAGUCUUCAGCUACAGAAAAUAUCCGAGCUUUUAUGAAAAUUUCCAAACAAAAUUUUGAAGCUUUUUUAUUAAAAUAUGACAUUCCACAAAUGCUGGAUAAAUUAGAAUUUAAAGAAAUCGAGAAUAAUCUGAUUGAGGAAUGCAAUGUGACAUCAGAAGCCGCUGAAAUUCUGAGAAGUGUGUUUAGUGGAAAAGAAGCAAGUUUUCCUCAAGCAAGAAUUGGGCUUGAAAGAUUUGUGGAGCAAGCUAAAUUAGAAUUGAAAAGGGUAAGGGAAGAAAAUUAUUUAUUGGAGAGAAAAAGAGAAAAUUUAUAUGACGAAAUUAAUGAACUGAGGCAAAUCGUAUUGGAAAAAUGCAAUAAUUAA
Molecule: messenger RNA, 510 nt
Organism: Blepharisma stoltei
Lineage: Eukaryota; Ciliophora; Heterotrichea; Heterotrichida; Blepharismidae
Source: the annotation of a GenBank genome assembly